AAAGUUAAUAGUCGUCGGUGUGAAAAGUUCUACAAAAUAACCUGCCUAUUGGUUUAAUUGCCAAAAUCUUGGAGAGGAAGAAAAAGGGAGAAAUCGUGCAAAAAACCUACGAGAAACCUAAAAAAAGUCCAUGAAUCGAUCAUGGAGCAAAGAUUUUGUGCUUUAAUUUGACAAACUAAAAAGAAAAACGCAUUCUUUUUUCUUUUCCGGUAAAUGGGUAGAUGGAGAGCAGCUGCUUCACUUCUCUUCAACCACUUUUUAACCAAAACACCCUUCCCUUCUUAUAAAUUCCUUCACCAUUCGCUUCCUCCCAAAGUGCCCAAACGUCUUUUGCUAUCCCCUUCUUCAAACCCAUCUCUUCGUUUUCUCUUUACAAGACCUUUCUCUGCUCUCCCAUCUCAAGUUUCGAUUUAUACCAUCGAUUCUGAUCAUGGCUCUCCUGAUUUUUCCCACCAAAAUCAUGGGUUUAUUUCCCAGCGAGAAGAAGAAGAGGAAAUCGGCAAAAUUCCCAUCAAAGCUUAUUUCCUUUGCACCAGUAUCGAUUUGAAGAGUUUGCAAGCUGGGAAUUUAAGCAACAUUGUACCUCCUUCUUCUCGUUCAUCAAAUUAUAUUGCCCUCAGAUAUUGUGAUUUCCCUCCUGAUAUUGCUGCACUUGGAAUGAAAAACAAAGUCUGUGGCUAUCGUUACAUGGUUGUUUUUCAGUAUGGGUCUGCUGUCUUGUUUAACAUUGAGGACCAUGAAGUUGAGAGCUACCUUGAAAUAGUUCGGAGACAUGCUUCUGGAUUGCUGCCAGAAAUGAGGAAAGAUGAUUAUGCUGUAAAAGAGCAGCCAUUGUUGGCUAAGGAUAUGCAAGGAGGACCAGAUUACAUUGUUCUUAAAACUCUGGACACUGAUAGUGUCCGCAUUAUUGGAAGUGUUCUUGGUCAAAGCAUUGCACUGGAUUAUUUUGUUUCACAGGUUGAUGGUAUGGUUGAAGAGUUUGCUGGUAUAAAUCGUGCAAUGGAAAAGACGGGAACUUUCACAAUGGAUAGGACAAAGCUCAUUAAACUUGUUGGAAAAGCUAAUUCAAAUUUGGCUGAUGUAAUUCUUAAAGUUGGUCUUUUUGAGAGAUCGGAAAUUGCUUGGAGAGAAGCAAAAUAUGCUCAAAUAUAUGAGUACCUUCGGGAGGAGUAUGAGGUGACACAACGCUUUGGGAAUCUGGAUUUCAAGCUAAAAUUUGUGGAGCAUAACAUUCAUUUCCUUCAAGAAGUUAUCCAAAAUAGACGGUCAGAUCUCUUGGAAUGGUGUGUCAUUUUCUUGUUAACUUUUGAGAACGUAAUAGCAAUAUAUGAGAUUGUCCGUGAAUCAACUGGAGUUUCUCUGUGAUUCGGCGAGCUGUUGAGGAGGCUAGGAUGGGCAAGUUGGUUCCAUAAGCAAACAUCAUGGGGUUUAUAACCAGAAAAGAAAGAUCAAGGCAACAUGUAUUCUUUCGCCAAUUUUUGACACAUUAAUUAUUUGUAAUAAUUUAUCUGUCAGCAGGCAGCCAAGAUAGUUUCUGGUUUAUAUUCAGAUAGUAACAUUUUUUAUGCAUCAGAAAAUCUGAAUUUUUUUCUGUCUAAAAUGUAUCAGAAACUGGAAGCUUAUAGCUUUUGAAUAAAACCAUAGCAGUGUUUACUGGCAA
This is a messenger RNA of Durio zibethinus, 1660 nucleotides long. RefSeq names its product sporulation protein (DUF155) (gene RRG). The record is from RefSeq and is a predicted model, not a curated record. Lineage: Eukaryota; Viridiplantae; Streptophyta; Magnoliopsida; Malvales; Malvaceae.